AUGGGCACAGGUAUCUCCUCCAUUCUUCUCCAUCAAUUGCCCUACCAAUUCAAGGGAUUAGGCAUCAUCUCAAACGUCAUUUUCGGGCUCAACGUGCUCCUCUUCGUAAUCUUUUGCCUAUUCAGCAUCUGCAGAUAUACCGUCUGGCCAACGAUGGGUCCAACGAUGCUCUUUCAUCCCAGCCAAUCACUCUUUCUGGGCACCUUUGCCAUGGGAUUCGCUACGAUUGUCAACAUGUGCGCCUUAUCGGCAGCACCUGCCUUUGGAUCAGGGUUCGCGACUUUUACCUGGGUCCUGUGGUGGCUCGACUCCGCCUUCUCUAUCGUCAUCUGUAUUGGACUGCCGUUCCUCCAAUUUACCCGCCAUGAACAGAGUCUCGACAAGGUGACCGGGGUGUGGUUCUUGCCCGUCGUGUCCACCAUCGUAGCCAGCGCAAGUGGAGGCAUCGUGGCCACCAUCCUCCCGCCUGACCAUGCCAGGCUCACGUUGGUCGUCUCUUGGAUCCUUUGGGGAACCGGCUUUCCCAUGGCAAUUCUGCUCAUGGCCAUCUAUUAUCAACGAUUGGCGAUUUACAAGAUUCCACCGGCAGCAGUUAUCGUCAGUGCCUUUUUGCCUUUAGGGCCGUGCGGUCAAGGCGCAUUCGCAAUCCUGCAAAUCUCUUCCUCGCUCAAGGAUCUCGUUGCCAUAAGCGGACAGGCUUUGAUCGCAGGCCAAGCCAAAGACGACGCUGCUUGGUUUGCACAGGCGAUAUUUGCAGCCACGAUCCCGAUGGCUUUGGCGAUAUGGGGCCUCGGCCUUGUUUGGCUUGUGCUUGCGGCGAGUUUUCUGAUUGACCUGGCCUUGGUGUCUAAGCUCAGCUUCAACCUUGGCUGGUGGGGUUUUACAUUCCCUUUAGGCGUCUUCUGCACAGCCACAACACAGUUCGGCAAGGAGCUCAACAGUUCUGGGUUCAAGAUAUUGGGAACAGUUCUCUCCUUAAUUGAGGUCGCUCUCUGGCUUUUCAUUGCCUUUCGGACACUCGUCGGCGCUCUUAGCGGCAAGCUCUUCUUUUCGCCAUGUCUUGCCGAGCAGGGUGGUGAGCCACCCGAGUAUGUUGCACCAGCACGCAAGUACGAUUUCGUGGCCAGGUCCAGCAAUUCUUGA
Molecule: messenger RNA, 1143 nt
Organism: Acaromyces ingoldii
Lineage: Eukaryota; Fungi; Basidiomycota; Exobasidiomycetes; Exobasidiales; Cryptobasidiaceae
Product: putative MFS transporter
Exons: 1
Coding region: 1-1143 (380 amino acids)
Biological process (GO): sulfite transmembrane transport; transmembrane transport
Cellular component (GO): plasma membrane
Molecular function (GO): sulfite transmembrane transporter activity
Source: RefSeq, a predicted model, not a curated record